AUGUAUUAUCAGUUGCAACGUUAUCAACUAAAACGUCCGGUUGAAGUUUAUCGAUGCCAGUUAAUGUCAAACGCUGAAAUAGAAUAUCUUCGGCAAAACACUGGCCAGUUUGUUUCUGUGAACUCGUUUCUUUCUACUACUACCGAUCGUAAAGUAGCUAAAAUGUAUAUCCCUGGCGCAGGUCAACAUGAUACUUUAGAAAGAGUUCUAUUCGUGAUCACUGCGGAUCCUGCAGUAGUCGAGACAAAACCAUUUGCUGACAUAAGUAAGAUUAGCCAUUUUACUGACGAAGCAGAGGUACUUUUUAUGCUUGGUUCUAUUUUUCGUAUCAAUUUCAUCAAUCGUGAUGGCGAUAAAAUCUGGAACAUUCACAUGUCCUUAUGUAGUGAUGAUGAACACAGUUUGAAGCCAAUUCUUGAACGCAUGAAGAAACAAAUAGGUACCGAAAAGACGACUCUAUACACAUUGGGUAAAGUGUUAUGGAUGAUGGGCAAAUUCGAUUUGGCUUACAAAUACUACAAUCGUUGUAUAAAUGAACUUCCGGAAAAGGAUCCAUCACGUCUGGCUGCGUAUAAAGAUCUUGCUAUCAUUACUUCUAUGCAAAAUAACUAUGAUGAAAGUUUAUACUGGCAUCAACAAUCACAGCAUGGUAGAAUAGAGUUUUUGGCGACUGGUACCUUCGUUAGCUUAUCUGUGGUGAUCAUUGUGUCAAUAUUGGGAGCCGUUUGUGGAGGAAUAAUUUGUGGUAUUGCUGGAGUGGUCUAUGGUUAUCAUCUGGGAGUUUCCGAACGGAAGAAUACUACAAGCGAUGUUAAUUAUAUAGAAAACAGUCUACGUGGUCUCUUACAAAAAAUUAUUCAAAUAAUAGAUUGUCUAACUGAUUCAGAUCGUACAAUAACUGAAAAACUAAGUGUAUUGAAACACUGUGUUAACGGAAUUUAUAAUGAUUUUAUGAAAUUAAAAGAUAGAGCAAUGCGAUUUGUAACAGAGGUGUUCGUGCCAGUAUUUUUUGCUGCCGCGCAGAUCCAAGCCCGUCGUAGAUAG
Adineta steineri is the source of this 1044-nucleotide messenger RNA. The record is from the annotation of a GenBank genome assembly. Lineage: Eukaryota; Metazoa; Rotifera; Eurotatoria; Adinetida; Adinetidae.